Molecule: messenger RNA, 1233 nt
Organism: Gracilinanus agilis (Agile Gracile Mouse Opossum)
Lineage: Eukaryota; Metazoa; Chordata; Mammalia; Didelphimorphia; Didelphidae
Product: zinc finger protein 574-like
Exons: 1
Biological process (GO): regulation of transcription by RNA polymerase II
Molecular function (GO): DNA-binding transcription factor activity; RNA polymerase II cis-regulatory region sequence-specific DNA binding
Source: RefSeq, a predicted model, not a curated record
AUGACAGAGGAGUCGGAGGAGACGGUCCUGUACAUCGAGCAUCGCUAUGUGUGCUCCGAGUGUAACCAGCUCUUCAGCUCCCUGGACGACGUGCUCCUGCACCAGAACCUGCACCUCCCCCAGCAGCACUUCGAGGUGGUGGGCGUCGUGGACCCCGGGGUGUCGGUGGCCGGCGAGGCGGCGGGCAGCUCUGGCCUGUACCAGACCCUGGUGCAGGAGAGCCAGUACCAGUGCCUGGAGUGUGGGCAGCUGCUGCUGUCCCCCGGGCAGCUCCUCGAGCACCAGGAGAUGCACCUCAAGCUGCUGAGCACCCAGGAGCCGGCCCCCCCCGAGGCGCCCCCAGCCAAGCCGCCCCCCACUAUCAGCGCCAGCACCAUCCACUAUGAGUGCGUGGACUGCAAGGCCCUCUUCGCCAGGCAGGAGCUGUGGCUGAGCCACCGCCAGACGCACCUCCGGGCCGUGGCGGCCGUGGCCGCCUCCCCCCCCCAGCCCUCGCCCCCUCCGGCCGCGGGGCCCCAGCCCGGCCAAGCCCAGGUGGCCCUGGAGCACUCCUACCGGAAGGCCGAGGAGGCCGGGGAGGCCGGCGGUGCCGCGGGGGCUCAGGGGGAGGUGGUGGCCGAGGUGGAGCUGCUCCUAUAUAAGUGCUCCGAGUGCUCCCAGCUCUUCCACCUGCCCGGGGACUUCCUGGAGCACCAGGCCACCCACUUUGGCCCUGCGGCCGCCGGCCCCGACACCUCCGGGGCCCCCGACCUGCCCCCCGCCUCCGACCACAGCUACGAGCUGCGCAACGGGGAGGGCGGCGGGGCCGGCCGGGAGCGCCGGGGGGGCCGCCGGCCACCAAGGAGGGCCGGCGGGGACCCCCCCAGCGGGGCCUCCCCCGAGCUCCUCUGUCCCACCUGCGACCAGCUUUUCCUGUCACCCCACCAGCUGCAGCAGCACCUGCGCAGCCACCGGGAGGGGCUCUUCAAGUGCCCCCUGUGUAGCCGGGCCUUCCCCAGCCCCCCCGGCCUGGACCAGCACCUGGGCGAGCACAGCGGGGAGUCCCACUUCCUGUGCGUGGACUGCGGGCUGGCCUUCAGCACGGAGGCGCUGCUCCUGGCGCACCGGCGCACCCACACCCCCAACCCGCUGCACGCCUGCCCCUGCGGCAAGACCUUCGUCAACCUCACCAAGUUCCUGUACCACCGGCGCACGCAUGGGGCGGGGGGCGUCCCCCUCCCGGCCCCGGCCCCC